AUGAACUGUAUUCAGACCAAAUGUGUGGUCAAGCGCAAAUCCAGAGAAACUGAUGAAACCUUUUCUUUUACUCACUCCAAGGAUUCCAUGAAGAAGAACAUGUGCGACCGUGACAGACCCAAACGCUACCCACUCUUGUCGUUUUGGGAGCUGCCUGAAUACAUGAAGGACAACGAAUACAUUCUGCGUUAUUACAGAGCCAAUUGGCCCUUCAAACAAGCUCUCUUCAGCCUCUUUCGCUGGCACAACGAAACCUUGAAUGUUUGGACCCAUUUCAUAGGGUUUUUACUGUUUCUUGGGUUGACUCUCGCCAAUUUGAUGAAGCCUCGUAUGGCGGAUCUCUUGCAACUUGUUACCAGGUCUUUUUCUUCAAGUGCGGACAAAAAUGUCUCUCAUAACAUCAAAGAUAUGUUUCUGGGAACAACGCUACUCUUUGAUUUAAAUAAUCAAAUGCCUUUGACGAUCGAACUUCAAUCCACAGCAUUGGUUAUAGCAAGGUGGCCAUUCUUUGUUUUUCUUGGUGGUUCAAUGUUCUGCCUCCUCUCUAGCAGCAUGUGCCACCUGUUCUGUUGCCACUCCCACAAAUUGAACAUGUUCCUGUGGCGACUGGAUUAUGUAGGAAUAGUUGUCAUGAUCAUCACCUCCUUUUUCCCUCAAAUCUACUACGUUUUCCUCUGUGAGCCUCACUGGCAAAUCAUGUACCUUGCUGGGAUCACAGCCAUGGGACUAUUCACCAUCGCAACAAUGCUCUCUCCAACACUUUCCACUAGCAAAUACCGAUCAUUUCGUGCCAUGUUGUUCUGUUCAAUGGGACUUUUCGGUGUUGUGCCUGCAAUCCAUGCGUGCUUUGUGAAUUGGACCAAUCCUAGACGCAAUAUUACCUUGGCAUACGAAAGUGCCAUGGCAUUGUCCUACUUGACAGGGACCUUAUUCUAUGUGACAAGGAUACCCGAAAGGUGGAAGCCAGGGUGGUUCGACUUGGCAGGUCAUAGCCACCAAAUUUUUCAUACUCUGGUGGUGGUUGGAGCAUUAGCUCAUUAUGCAGCCACUCUUCAAAUGCUCGAGUGGCGUGACUCUUUUGGGUGUGAUACGGUUCCGUGA
Sphenostylis stenocarpa is the source of this 1101-nucleotide messenger RNA. Lineage: Eukaryota; Viridiplantae; Streptophyta; Magnoliopsida; Fabales; Fabaceae. The record is from the annotation of a GenBank genome assembly.